UCUCUGACCAAGAGCUUCUCUUCAAUCGUUAUCGCCAUCAUCAUCACUGCUCUUUAUUCCAUUGUCUGUGUACUGGGGCUGGUCGGCAAUGUCCUGGUCAUGUAUGUCAUUGUCAGAUACACCAAAAUGAAAACAGCCACCAAUAUCUACAUUUUCAACCUUGCUCUGGCCGACGCCUUGGCCACCAGCACACUGCCUUUCCAAAGUGUCAACUACUUGAUGGGGACCUGGCCCUUUGGGAAGCUGCUGUGCAAGGUCAUCAUGUCCAUCGACUACUACAACAUGUUCACCAGUAUAUUCACCCUCACCACCAUGAGCAUGGACCGAUACAUCGCAGUUUGCCAUCCGGUCAAGGCUCUGGAUUUCCGCACGCCACGGAAUGCCAAGAUUGUCAAUGUCUGCAUCUGGAUCCUGUCCUCAGCCAUUGGACUGCCCGUCAUGAUAAUGGCAACUACAAGGUUCGACAAUGGAAUAACAGAUUGCACAUUGAAAUUCCCGCACCCUUCCUGGUACUGGGACAACCUCCUGAGAAUCUGCGUCUUCAUCUUUGCCUUUGUCAUGCCGGUCCUGAUUAUCACGGUGUGCUAUGGCUUGAUGAUCCUCCGUCUGAAGAGUGUCCGGAUGCUCUCUGGCUCAAAGGAGAAGGACAGGAACCUCCGGCGCAUCACCAGGAUGGUCCUUGUGGUAGUGGCCGUCUUCAUCAUCUGCUGGACACCCAUCCACAUCUAUGUCAUCCUCAGGGCCCUGGUAAAGAUCCCAUCCACCCUCUUCGCAGCAGUGGCCUGGCACUUCUGCAUUGCCCUGGGGUACACCAACAGUUGCCUCAACCCCGUCCUGUACGCCUUCCUGGAUGAGAACUUCAAGCGGUGUUUCCGGGAGUUCUGCGUGCCCGCUUCCUCAACCAUUCAGUAUCAGGGCUCCAACCGGGUUAGAAACCACACCCGGGAGCACCCAUCCACAAUCCACACAGCCGAUAGGACUAAUCACCAGGUAUGA
This is a messenger RNA of Carcharodon carcharias (great white shark), 996 nucleotides long. RefSeq names its product opioid receptor, mu 1 (gene oprm1). Bases 100 to 996 code for a protein of 298 amino acids. Gene Ontology annotation, biological process: neuropeptide signaling pathway; G protein-coupled opioid receptor signaling pathway; sensory perception of pain. The record is from RefSeq and is a predicted model, not a curated record. Lineage: Eukaryota; Metazoa; Chordata; Chondrichthyes; Lamniformes; Lamnidae. The transcript is spliced from 3 exons. Gene Ontology annotation, cellular component: membrane; neuron projection. Gene Ontology annotation, molecular function: beta-endorphin receptor activity; morphine receptor activity; G-protein beta-subunit binding.